AUGGAGGUUAUGGAAAGUAUACCGGUUGCUUUCAAAGAAAUUGCUCCAAAUCAUAAUUAUUCAGAUAAAUGGAAGGAAGUUGCAUUAAAUACAGGAGGUACCCACAGCACAUUACAAGAUAUUAAACUUCCACAAAAAGCUGGUGGUUAUUGGUAUAUGGAUUCAAAAAAAGCCAACACAAGGAACCGGUUUAUUUAUUGGCAAACAACUGCAGAUGCAAUAGAGUUAUCAGAAGCAUCUCUGGAUGUCAACUUGUCUGCUUCAAAUUUACGCUGUAAAGUAGCCCCUGGAACUCCACCAUUAAAUAACCUGACAUUUUAUGAAAGGUUGGCUUCUCAAGAGCUUAUUAUUUUGGCUGCUACAGUAUCAUCAGUGCACAGACUUGUUUUUCCACAUCCAGAAUCAUUGGAGAAAAAGUCAACAUUUGGAUCAAUAAAUAGCACUUCAACAUCCAUAUUUCAUGAUACAAGUGCUGUUAACAAUCCAAUUAACUACUAUAUUCUAAAUCAAUAUGCCAAUACGACAACAGGUGUGGCACACACUUGUUCAUCUAUGCUCCGAGACAGUGGUGAAGCCGUGUUUGCACUAGCAUUUGGUUAUGGGGGUGAAGGUGGCCUGUUGCUGGUUAAGUUACCUGUAACAGGAUCUGCUGUCACUACAGUUCUAAAACGGGAAUCAACUGUACCUAGAUUCUUGUCUGGAAUCACAGGAGCACUAAGAGGCAAAAGUAACAUGGAUGGUGUUGAAGCAUAUGGUGUGGUGCUUACAAAUGGUUUAGUGGUUGCAAUAUGUGGGGAUACUUGUCUUCGUGCUUGGACACUUGAUGAAGGUGGAGCUCCAACCGCAGUGUCAUCACCUCUCUCACAAGCUUUAGUGAGACCAAAGCCUCCACCUCAAGGGCAUAUGCUGCGGAGCACCCUAGGGACAGAUAGGGGCAUAAUACUUGUAGUGUACCUUUCAUUUCCGAAUGAUAGUGAAUUUGUGGUUGUAAAAAUGCACGACGGUGGUGGCGGCGCUGUUAAAUUCUCACAAAUGUGCCAAAUAUUUGGACCCCAGCUUGAUUUAAUAGACUACACUAUUGGCUAUGGGGAUGGCAACCACGUCAUAUGGGCUUUAUGGAAUCAGCCUGAUGGUGAUGCUGUUAUAACAAGUAGCAGUUUGGGCGCGGAGGUGUCAUGGCGAUGCGUAGCUGGCCGCGAACCUCCUCCUCCGUUGCCUAAUCUGUCUUCGCACCAGCAGUACCGUGACCGACUGCUAGCGCCCGGCCUGUUUCCGCCCGCUGUUAUCAAGAAAGCACUCGUGAUCUACCGGCGCACAUGGUGCGGCAACGAGGCUGGUGGGGGGCCGGCGGGCGGAGCGGGCGGCGAGGGUGAGGUGGGCGAAGCGGCCGUGGGCGCGGUGCAGGCGCGUCUGCGCACUCUCGCCGCGCGCACCGCCUCCCCGGACCACUCCCACCUCAUGCACAAGUGCUGGUCUGACUUGUACAGCUGGUGUUUGCAGUACAUGGAAAAUUUGCAAAAGCCGCUCGGACUGUUGGUCUCUACUCAUAAAAGCGAUACAGAAGGUGGAUGGUGGUGUGCAGUGGUACGCCGUGCUGGUAUAUCUCUUGUACGCGAAUUGGAACCGUUGGAAAGGAUGAUGCUAUCACCAGACGCCGCCUUGCCCGAAGCUGGCGAGGCGGGCGAGCUGUCGGCGGAGGCGGUGCGCGUGGUGGUGGCGGGCGCGCGCUGGGAGCGGGCGGCGACGGCGGGCGGCGCGCACGAGCUGGAGCGGCGGCUGUUCGCCUGCGCCGCGCCCCAGCACCGGCUGCUGCCGAGGCUGCUGCACCUGCUGCUCGCGCCGCUCUCGCAGCCGCACUCGCAGCCGCACCCCGUGCCGACAUUAACUCCGCAACAAAUUGAUGAGCUGACAUCUAUCUUGGAGCCAAUCAAAGAUCUACAGAACGCCGUUCUUGAACUUAAUGACGCUUUAAGAUUGGAUGUACCUGAGAUGGACACAACCAAAAGCGACGAUGAUGAUACCAGCGAGUACGACAAUCUUUUCGCUAGCGAAUUGGGGGUAGCUGUAGUUACAGAAGCAAUACGGCAAAUGGCAGAGAUGAGGGCGCGGGUGGUGCGCGGGGCGUUGGCGGCGCUGGGCGUGGCGCGGGGCGCGGGCGGCGUGCCGGGCGCCGGCCACUGCGCCGUGCACUGGCAGGCCUACCGCGCGCUGCUCUGGCUGCGCUCCGCCGCCCUCCAUACUCCGUGCGCGCGGUCGACGGAGGCAUUCCGGCUGAAGCUGAGCGCGCUGGGCGCGGGCGGGGAGGUGCGCGCGGCGGGAGGGGGAGGUGGAGGGGGCGCGGUGGCGGCGUACGCGGCCUCGGCGGGGGGGCGCCGCGCGCGGAUGCACCUCGCGGCCGCAAGGGCGCCCCCCCACGCGCACCACGCGCUGCCCCUCAUGGCCUACCACAUCGCGCACCAGCUAUGGGCGGUAAGCGGCGGUUUCGAUUUUGGUUGGUGGUUAGCUUCCAUAAAUCAGCCACGACUUGUGCAGAAUUACGUCGCAAUGCUCGAGCCAUGGUGCGAAUGGAACGCAUGUUCGCGUCAGUUUAUAUUGGGGCUAUCAUUGCUGGAUACUGAUGAAGCAGAGAGUGCUUACACCGCAUUCUGCAAGGCGGCCAAGGGAGUGAGCACGGAGCCAUUCCUGCGGCACCUGGUGGCAGCGGCCGACGCACAACUAACGCAGCAUCAAGCGCUUGUACUUUAUUAUAUGAAGGUGAUCAAAUUAUUCGAGAUUCACGACGCUGGCGCUUGUGUAGUACGGCUCGCUGAAACUGCGAUUAGUAUCGCCGAUAAGGACGAUCCAAAUUUGCCGAUGUUCCAGUGGGUGGUGUUCAAGUGGCACCUGGCGGGCGGGCGCGUGGAGCGGGCGCUGGGCGCGGCCGCCGCCAACCCGGCGCCCCACGCGCGCGCCGCCGCCGCCGCUCACCUCCUCACCACGCUGGCGGGCCGUAAGCAGCUGGGCGCGCUAGUGUCGUGCAGCGCUUUGGCGGCGGAGGCGGAACGGGCGGCCGCAGCGCGCGCCAAACUGCACGACGCGGCCGCGCACAACCCCUACUACGACUUCCUCUACGCGCUCCACGUCUCCAGGCACCACUACCGCAAAGCUGCCGCGGUGCUGUACGAGCGGGCGACGCGGUGCGCGGCGGAGCGGGGCGGGGCGGGUGCGCGGCGCAAGUGGCUGGCGGCGGCGCUCACGUGCCUGCGCCUCGCGCGCCCCGAGCACGCGUUCCUCGCGCGCCCCGCCGCCCCCCCGCCCUCCGCAGCCCCCGCCCCCGCCACCACCCCCGGCACCGCCCCCUCCGCCGACGACGCCCCCAGGCCCCUAGGCGCACUGGCCACAGCCGCCGCGCCUGCCGCCGCCCUGCAGGUGAUUGGCCCGGAAGAGUUGGCUGCCGAACUGCGUGCAGAAGACCCAGAAUCGCUGGAUCCAGUGCAACGGACUUUGCAACGUCACGAACCGAUUGAUUUCGACCAGCUGUUCCCUUAUUUGAAAGACGCAGAGGCCGAGACACUGCUUGCAAUCACCAAAAGGGCCAUCAGCCACGAGCAGUUUCUCCCGAGAUGGUUCCUUCUUAGAUUUAUGGAGGCGGACGGGGCGGCGUGCAUCCGAGCGCUGCUGGGCGGCGGGCGCGCCCUGGAGGCGGGCGAGGCGUGCUGCGGCGCGCUGCGCUCGGCGCUCUGCGGGCUCACGGCGUGCGCGGGCCGCGUGCCGCUCGCCGCGCCGCUCGCCCCAGCGGACCUGCUGCUCGCCGAGCUGCGCCACCACCUGCACCUGGACGAGUGUCGCCAGCUGUACGAUGAAUUAGCAACACUUGUGAAGGAAUAUACACAAGUUGUUAUCAGGACAUCUGAAGACAUGAAACUUUCGCUUCAGUAUGGCACUGUUAAA
This is a messenger RNA of Iphiclides podalirius (scarce swallowtail), 3930 nucleotides long. The record is from the annotation of a GenBank genome assembly. Lineage: Eukaryota; Metazoa; Arthropoda; Insecta; Lepidoptera; Papilionidae.